GCGGGGCGGCUCCGGGCGCUCGGCGGCAGAGCCGCGGCAGCUCCCCGCAAGGCGGGCCGGGUCGCGAUGGGGCUGGAGCUGUACCUGGACCUGCUCUCGCAGCCCUGCCGCUCCAUCUACAUCUUCGCCCGGAGCAACAACAUCCCCUUCGAGUUCAAGCACGUGGAGCUGUUCAAAGACUCGGUGCUGGGGAAGAAGCCGGCGGCGGGGAGCGGCGCGGAGCAGCCCCGCGCAGGGCCAUCAAACAGUGACGGUGCAGGCAAAGUCAGCCUCUUGAAGAAAGUACCAGCACUGAAGGACGGAGACUUCACCCUUGCAGAAUGCACUGCCAUCCUGCUGUACCUGAGCCGCAAGUACAACACUCCCGACCACUGGUAUCCCUCAGACAUACAGCAGAGGGCCCGUGUGGAUGAGUACCUGUCCUGGCACCACACCAACAUCAGGGCCAAUGCUCCUAAAACCAUGUGGAUCAAGGUGUUGAUUCCCCUCUUCACAGGGCAGCCUCUGCCCUCAGAGAAGCUCCAGGAGGUUAUGGAGGGGCUGUCCACUUCCCUGAAGCAAUUUGAGGAGAGGUUUCUGCAGGACAAGGCUUUUAUCAUUGGGAGUGAGAUCUCCCUGGCAGAUCUUGUGGCCAUUGUGGAACUGAUGCAACCUGUUGGAGUUGGUUGUGACGUCUUUGAAGACAGACCCAGGCUGAGGGAGUGGCGCAGGCGGGUGGAGGAUGCUGUGGGGAAAGAGCUUUUUUUCCAAGCCCAUGAGAUGAUCCUCAAUAUCAAAGAACUGAGCAAUAUUCAGAUUGAUCCACAGCUGAAAGAGCAACUGGCACCUGUGUUGAUGAAGAUGUUGAAAUGAAUUAACCUAUCUUAGCAUUUUUCGUGCCUUUUUUUUUUCCUUUUUAACUUCUUCUCUGACAUCCAGUUCUCCAUGGAACUGGAAAGAGCACUGUAAUUCUAACACAGAAAUUGCAGAGUGGGCCAGGUCUUUCUUGUAUCUAUGGGGGUGGAAGCUGGGGAAUGUUUAAGACCUAAAACAUUAAAUUUACACAGAAGGCUGAGGCCCUACAGGUCACUUAACAUGCAUCUGGAUUUUAUUUCAGUGUCAGUCUUCUCAGAGAUGGUAGAGACAAGAAUGGUAUUUCCUGACAAUUCAAGCCAGCCUACAAACUGGGAACAUUAAAGAAGUGACAAGGAUGAGGAUCAUAGUUUCCAGUUUUAUCAUUUGUACUGCAAAGUGUGCCUGAUCCUCAUCUUCCCAGCAUGUCUGCACAGACAAGUAGAGCACAAAACUCCUUCACAAAAAUGAAAAAAAAAAAAUUAAGGUUUCUUAUUGUUGAGGCAUCUUGCUUGGCUGUCCAAGUAGUUCCACACUUCUUUUUCCCUUGAAGUUACUUUGAGAAGUUUCUUUGUAUUUCUACAGUGGUGUAUCUUUAUAAUUCUUCAGUUCAACUGCUGCUUUGGAUUUCUGAGAGCCUGGCUUCUGUUGGUGCUCUGUCUACCAGUACAUGUGUGGCAGCAGCUGUUCUUGGAGAUUCCUGCUGCUGGUGGCCACAGCAUUGGAAUAACUGCCUACCUAAAAUCUCUUGUUGAUAUGAUAUAGGGAGUACCCUGAAAGAAUGCAUGGAAGAGAAUAUAACAGUACACAAAUUGGGUUUUUUCUAUGGUAAUACUGUAAUAGCACAUUUCCCCUGUGAAAUGCAGAGAGGGAAUAAAUGCAGACACGCUCUUCUGAGACUGUUUUGGAUGGAAGUUCACCAAGUAAGUCACCCAGAGCAGCUGAAGUAAUAAGAGAGAUUUUGUGGCAUUGAGCAACACAUGCAUCACAAUAAAAGGGCAAAGAGUUGUUUUGGAGCUUUUGGGCUCUUUUUCUUGGCUGUUUGUUUCUGCUCAAACACAAAAUCCUUUUGUAUUACAGCACAAUUUAUGAGAUAAAACUGAGCAAAUCCAAGCAUUUCCAGUUUCUUCAGUUGAAAAUAACAAAUUGUAAAGGAUGCAGAAAUUGCUGGAAUAUAUAUUUGUAUAUUUCCAUUCAUAAGUAGUUGUUGCCCUUACCCUAAAAUCCUUGCCAAAAAAUUCUUCCUGUAAAGACUAAAACAAAAUGAGUAAUUGAAUUCAGGAAUUGCUUCUUUCACUAAUCAAAUAACUGUUUGGAUUUUUUUUCCUCUAGUGCUACCAUGUCUUGGCUAGUGACAUUUUUUGCUGGCAAGUUCUAAAAAACCUGUUGUUUUCUCACGGUGUUUUUCACCAAGGUUUCAGUUCUAGAUACUACUCUGUCCUAGAAAUCUCUGCCCAGCCUUCUUCCUGGCUGUUUUUUGCACAUAACUCUUUGUGCCAGUAUUGUCUUCACUAGCAGCAGUGAAGGCCAAGCAAUUCCCUAAGCAAAAAAAACCCCAAAAAUUUAGCAAUUUCAUCAGUUUUCAUUAGCUUUGUCUAGAAUUGUAGAAGACCAAGAUGUCACAUUACACAAGGCAAAUUUUCCCAACAGUUUUGUGCCUUAAAUGAUGACCUUUUAGUAUGGCUGGUUCAUAACCCUUUGUUGUAAACGAGCUCGUGGAACCUCACUGGACAGUAGCUCAGCCUCUGAUCUCUAGUUUAGACACCUGUGAUCUGUAGAUUAGACUGGCCCUGUGAGCCAGCGUGCCGAGGUCACUUAGCAACUUGUGAGUUCAAAGUCCUGAUUGCUCAAAGUCCUUGUAAUUAAUACAUGUUAGAUAAAGCAGU
Camarhynchus parvulus is the source of this 2717-nucleotide messenger RNA. RefSeq names its product glutathione S-transferase theta-1. Gene Ontology annotation, molecular function: glutathione transferase activity. Gene Ontology annotation, biological process: glutathione metabolic process. Lineage: Eukaryota; Metazoa; Chordata; Aves; Passeriformes; Thraupidae. The coding region runs from base 67 to 852 and encodes 261 amino acids. Gene Ontology annotation, cellular component: cytoplasm. The record is from RefSeq and is a predicted model, not a curated record. The transcript has 6 exons.